Messenger RNA from Populus euphratica (Euphrates poplar), 1234 nucleotides. RefSeq lists its product as uncharacterized. The transcript has 3 exons. NCBI's taxonomy places the organism in Eukaryota, Viridiplantae, Streptophyta, Magnoliopsida, Malpighiales, Salicaceae. The record is from RefSeq and is a predicted model, not a curated record. Bases 104 to 835 code for a protein of 243 amino acids. Gene Ontology annotation, cellular component: nucleus.
GCAAACCAAACGACACCGUUCAGGAGUGCUACAAUUAUAAAUCAAACGGCUAGACAAAAAACCUGGGGGUUAAACCCCAAGACCACUAGAUUGAUCGAGGGAGAUGGGAAAAGCGGAGAGAGAGCGUCUGAAUCAAAGUUUGAGUGGGCACCUCAACACCAUCCAUGAGACCCUCCAGCUGUUGGAUCAGACACCAGCUCCAUCGCUUGAUAAACUGACCUGGGAUGUUGUUGUUAAAAUGGGCGAUCAAGUCUCCAAGCAAGCUACUAUUGGUACCCUUCUUUGCUUGUUCUCUGCUCCUUCAGGAUCUCGAAAUAAAGACCUCAAACCUUUAGUCCCACAAUUAGUUGGUGCAGUAUGGGAAGCAUGCACUGCUCUUAAGAAGACUCCUGCUUCAAAUAUCACAGUGAUUGGGCGAGCAAUGACACAGGUUGCAGUUUCAGUGAAGGAUGUUCUUCGAGAGAUGGAGGAGCUCAAGCCAGUAUCCUCCAAUCAGACAGAAGAAGCUUCCAAUGAUGAUGCUUCUCAUGCAGAAACUAGACUUGGUGACAAUGAUAGUCUGAGUGAUGACCUAGGCAAUGACCUGUCACCUGAAGAGAUGAAAGUAGCUCAAUCAGCAAUUGGGGUUGUGUCUGAGACAGUUGUAGUCAUGAAAGAACUUAUCCGCACCAUCACUGGUUUGCUUAAGCAAGAAAAGCCUGAAGACAGCAGCAAUUUUGUGGACACUCUGGAGAAGUUAUUGAAGCUGUGCCAAGAGAUUGGAGUGCAGAUUGAUGAGCUUGGGGCUUGUCUUUAUCCCCCGCAAGAAUUUCCAGCUAUGAAGGCAGCUUUGUAGAUAAUUUCUAGUGUCAUUGUCAAAGUGCAGACAGAGAUAGAAAGUUUGACAAGCUCUUCAGAAGCUGUUUUCCAGGCAUGCAAUGAUUUGAAAAGUUCAUUGAAACAAAUGGAAGCUACACUGGGUUGCUGUAGUACUAGUGAUAUAGAAUUCAUAAUGCAGAAUGUCGCUCUAAGCUGUUAAGAGGGAUGGGGGAACUCGCUCAGAGUUUGUUUCUGAACUAGACUUGUCCAACACGAUGUUUGUAAUAUGCAAAUCGAACAUUGCAAAUAUCUUGAUGGACAACAGAGGCAUUGAAAACCGCAGUUGUUGCUAACUUUACUUUUGUUGCUCAAGCAAUCGUGUAUAUGCAUCCCAAGAUGAUAAAACUUGAUAAUUUAUAUUUAUUUUAUCUUUUUA